GCUGGCGGGUUGGAGGAGUGGGGCAGGCAACGCGUUCCGUCACUCGUGCGCUCGCUCGCGGUCAUGACCCAGAUAAGUCUAUUCAGAAAACUCUAAUCACACCCCGGGUAUAUGUAGCGAGCGGCCUUCGUAACUCGAUGCCAGUCUUGUAGGAUCUGCUGGUUGUAUGGCCGAGAAGUCGGGUAGUGGUUGUACAGAGAAGAGUAUAAGUGCUGGUGGAGUUGAGGUCGGGGUGACGUGCAGUCACAGUGGUGUGUGUAGUGUUAGGGUUCGUCACAGCCAGGACUCAUCGCUCUCUCCUCGACAAGUGAAGUGGAUGUACAAGACUAGAACAAAGUGACUUUAUCUGUGUUCAGUCAGCAGGAUAAACAAAGACAACAUUUUUGUAGCUUGUUUGUGAGGAGGCCGACAGACGACCAAUCAAUUCUGGCUGGCAACGCACUAGCGGCCUUACUGACCUGCACAGCGCAGCACAGCGAGGCUGUUGGUGCCCGGGGCGACGUGUCCUGCACGUCACACCAUGGGCGAGCUGACUCCCAACAUGCACGUGGUUACAGCGGCUCUGUGGGCACUGGCCUCCACCACCGCAGCCUUCACCACCUAUCACGCAGACCUGCUGUGCGGCAAGGAAAUCUCGCUCGGACUGGAGAAGACAGCCGCCGCCAUGCUGGUGCUGACGUCAUCAGACUGCCGUCCUGGGGUCAUGGACUGUGGGGUCAGGGUGAGGUCUGACCAGGGCAGUCAGAUGAUGCUGUCGUUUCUGUCGCUGGACCUGGGCUUUGGUCGUUGUCUGGAUGAGUACGUCGAGAUCACCAACAACGACAACGGGAGUAUAGAGGCCUUCAAUGCUAGUGCUAAGUUCUGCAAAAAUAUGGUUACCUGGCUCUGUCAUCAUAUCGUCCAAUAACAUCACUGUGAGGGUUGUCAGCAGCGGACAGAUGCAAGGGACAGGUUUUCAGCUGAUGAUGACUCAGUUUCUACCAAGG
Messenger RNA from Pomacea canaliculata, 986 nucleotides. RefSeq lists its product as uncharacterized. The record is from RefSeq and is a predicted model, not a curated record. Bases 521 to 907 code for a protein of 128 amino acids. The transcript is spliced from 4 exons. NCBI's taxonomy places the organism in Eukaryota, Metazoa, Mollusca, Gastropoda, Architaenioglossa, Ampullariidae.